Molecule: messenger RNA, 463 nt
Organism: Pocillopora verrucosa
Lineage: Eukaryota; Metazoa; Cnidaria; Anthozoa; Scleractinia; Pocilloporidae
Product: nuclear receptor 2C2-associated protein
Source: RefSeq, a predicted model, not a curated record
AUGGCGGGUGAAUCGGUCUCCUUAUUGACAGAAAAAACCAAAGUGAGAGUCAGUUCUGUCUUGAACCGUGAUUCUAACCAGUAUGGAAAGAAAUACAUGUUUGAUAAAAAUGAAGACACUUGUUGGAACUCAGAUCAAGGUUCACCUCAAUUUGUUAUCCUGGAAUUUCCAGAAGAAGUUUGUGUGAAGGAAAUUCAGAUUCAGUUUCAGGGUGGAUUUGUAGGAAAGGAGUGUUGUCUUGAAGGUGGAACAUCAUCUAGCAGCUUAACACCAUUCUUUGAAUUUUAUCCAGAUGAUUUUAAUACACUUCAGACUUUUCCAGUCACAAUUUCAAGGAGGAUGAAAGUUUUAAAGAUCCUAUUUUCAAGUAGUACGGAUCUUUUUGGAAGAAUUACAAUUUACAAGCUUGAUGUGUUAGGCUGCUGACAUCCAUUCUCCAAUACCUGAAUUACAUGCUUGUACA